This is a messenger RNA of Radiomyces spectabilis, 561 nucleotides long. RefSeq names its product CAP Gly-rich domain-containing protein. Gene Ontology annotation, biological process: cytoplasmic microtubule organization. Gene Ontology annotation, molecular function: microtubule plus-end binding. The transcript has 2 exons. The record is from RefSeq and is a predicted model, not a curated record. Gene Ontology annotation, cellular component: cytoplasm; microtubule plus-end; nucleus. Lineage: Eukaryota; Fungi; Mucoromycota; Mucoromycetes; Mucorales; Radiomycetaceae. The annotation marks the transcript as partial.
AUGUCCAAAAUCGCUCGACCUUCCUAUGGAACAGGCAUUGCUUCCCUAAAGAAAUCGCGCUUCUCAGCAUCAUCAUCAUCACCAUCCAAUAACGCGGAUGCGGUUACUCCCAAUAUCCCCACGCCUGGAGUCCAACGACGAUCGCUUAAAUCGUCCAAAUCCCUGACAUCAGCGGCUCCCACCCGGAGGACACGAUCCGCUGUAGCACGAUCCUCCUUGUCAUCCACGGAUGAUGUGAGCGAGUCGGAAGCUACCAGUCGGUUUUCAGGUGCAUCCAGAACCAGUACACCGCGAUCAUCUCUCAGUCGGUCCCCUACGGAGAAACAAUCGUCAUCAUCGGGUGGUCUGACGGUGGGUACGCGGGUAGCGGUCCCUAGUCUUAGUGUGGUUGGCACCUUACGUUUCGUUGGUGAAACCAAAUUUAAACCUGGCCUAUGGACAGGCAUUGAAUUGGAUUUUGCCACUGGAAAAAACGAUGGCAGCGUUCAGGGGGUUCGGUAUUUUACAUGUCCGGCCAACACGGGUUUAUUUGUAUUGGCCAGCAAAAUCACUCCCCUGACC